CGCGGUUCCAGCAGCCACGCGGUUCAAGCCAGAAAUGUAUGCUUAGGGCAGCAUUGUCCGUACGUGUAGCUCGCACGUCAUCUCCAUGCAUCCUUACGUGGUCUCUCAGCCUGCUUUCUUACGUGGUCGCUCAUCCUUACUGGUCGUUACUGGUCUCUUCGCUGACCAUGGUCAACGUUUCGUCGCCCCGCUUUCCUCCUUCCUUGACGCUGCUCACAUCGCGUUCUCCCUUCCCGUUGAGGUUCCCGUUGAGGCAAGCUACAGACUUUAGUUAACCUUACCAACUCCGCCCUUCUUUCAUUCUUCUUAGCCGGUUUUAGACUGUGAAGCGGAAGAGAGCUCAAACAGCUUGCUUGCCUUCCAUCCCUCCCUGCACUGCGUUUCUAGGCGUCUCAACACGCCAUUAAUUUCUCACGUGUAUCGCUUCCUGCGUUGCGUGUAGCAAUUAUUAGUCCAGCGUCGUCAUGUGACCUCGGUCCUUCUCUGUAAAUCAAUCGGCGACAAAAAGCCUACAAUCAUAUCAACUCGCAUCGUCGCUCACUUAGCUAAGCAUCUUUAAGAGCUAACGUGUCUUUAUCCCACCCGGCCUUAGCUAAGACUCAUGCGACGCAACCAAGUCCAGCAAGGACGUAAUCUAGUGUGUCAGACGUAACUUAGUCUGUCGGACUGACGCAGAAUCAGCUAAGCGUUCGCUUUUAGACCGGAACAGCUACAAACGAACGAAAGAAUGACGUCAUCUGCCGACCGAACGCGACUCGCUCCGCCGAGGCUCUGGAUGGUGGAAGCAAAUUCCGUCAAGAACAUGGAGCUGAACGGAGCUCUGUUAACGUUAGCGUUACACGACCGGCAGAAGCAGCUGGAGAAAGAAGCGCCCGAGAGAAGUCGAGAGCACGGGGGAGACGACGGAGGAGGCGGAGGAGUCAGGGGGAAAUCGGAGUCGCGUCUUGGGAUUGAAAUAGGGCUGUGCUUCGUGGCUGGCGAAGGGCUUGGCAUCUUGGGUGCCGCCCUGCAGCACAAGGGCAGUGCGGGGGACGGCAGCAGCAGCAGCGAGGGCGUGUCUCCCGUGCUGCAGGCGCUGCUGAAGCCUCUGCUGGACCAAUGCGCUCACGCCCAGGUGCCUGUGCGCGUGCACGUGGAGUGGGGGCAGAAGCGCGACGAGGCCCUGUGCCAGGGCGUGAGGACUACAGGGGCAGAGCGGCUAUACGUGGGGAACAAGAGGUUUGUCUUCCGCCUCCUAACCCAGUCCACGCAUCCCUUGCUCCGCCGCCUGCCCCCUGGCUGCAUGCUCGUGGUUGGCCAACCAGGCUCCUCCUCCUCCUCCUCCCCCUCCUCCAAACCCGCAGACAAGACCAAACCAAGAGACAAGGGCAAUCCCUCCAGCCCUAACCUUUCCUCCCCAGCCGCCCAUGCCGCCCCUGCGUCCCCUCGUUUCCCCGACUCGCGUUCCUCGUCUUCUUCUGCCACUCCUGCUUCACGUAAGGGCGGCUCCUCCGGUUCCUCCUCCUCCUGUGUCUCCUCCUCUCAUGUGCUUCCCUCCUCCUCCGCCUCCUCCUCCUCUCUCCCCGCUCUCUCCCCUUCUCUUCCCGCCCUUUCCCCCCACAACGCUGCAACAGCAGCAGCAACAGCGGCGGCCGUAGCAGCGCCUGGCGGUGCUGCCGAUGGCUAUGCCAAUGGUAAUGAGUCUGAUGACGAGGAGGGUUAUAACGAGGAUGGCAGCAACGAUAGGGAUACGGAUGAUGACGAUGAUGACGGUGAUGACGAUGCCGUGUGCCGGCCCAAGUCCUCCUUCACCAUAGCGGACUGGGAGGCGGAGCUGCAGAGGGUGGCUAUCGGCCAGCAGAGGAUCGUGUCUCUGUGGGAUAGAGCCGAGGUAGCAGGCCGUGUGCGUGCCGGUGGUGGUGUUGGUGCAGCCGCGUUGGGUAGUCCAGGUGGGGUGGCUGCAGCUGGUAGCAGUGGCUUUGGUGGUAGCAAUGGUGGUGGUGGUGCUGCUGCUGCUGCUGCUGCUGCUGCUGCUGCUGCUGCUGUUGCUGGUGGUGCUGCUGGUGGUGGUACUGCUGUGGUGCUGCUGCCAACGCCAUCGACGGCUCACGAGGAGCAGCACCAGCAGCAGGUUCAGAGGCAGAUGCAGCUGCUGCAGCAGCAGAAACAGCAGCAGCAGCAGCAGCAGCAGCAGCAGCAGAAUCUGCCCGCCGGGCAGAAGAAAUUCCGCCCGCUGCGAAUCAUUGUCCCAGAUAGCACCUCCCCCCACCCCUCACGUGCGCCUACCCCCAGCCCUGGCCUGAGCGCCUCCAGCAGAGACGGGCGCACCCCAGGUGAAAUCUCAGGUGCCCUGGGGCCCUAUGCUGUGAACAGUAGCCCAGGAUUCAGCAGGGUCAGUAGCCAUGACAACCCGAACGCCCUCGUGCCGCUGGCCUCCCCUAGAGGCUUCUCGCUCCCUGGGAUGAGCCCUGGCGGGUUAAGUGCAGGGGCAGCAGGAGGAGGGGCAGGAGCAGGAGGAGGAGGGAGAAGGGGAGGAGGAGGGGGAGGUGUUGGAGUUGGUGUAGGAGGAGAGUUAGCAUUAGCGGAAGGAGGAGCGGAUAGGGGGCAAUCGGCAGCAGCGUCUAACAGCGGGCCGGUGUCCGAGGCGGACAGGCAGCGCAUGCUGCGGCUGCAGCAGCAGAUGCGGCACCAGUUCACCGGGCUGCAGAAGAUCCUGGUAGAGCAGCACCAGCCGUCCCCCGUCCACCCGUUGUUGGUCGGGGGGCAGCAGCAGCAGCAGCGGCAGCACACAGGGAGUGAGCAGCAGCCGGGAGCAGUUCAGCCGCAGCAGCAGCAGCAGCAGCAGCAGCAGCAGCAGCAGCAGCAGCAGCAGCAGCAGGCGAGGAGUCAGCAGCAGCGGGGAACAGCCCAUCACACCCGCCGGCACUCCGGGUCUUCCUCUUCCACCUCUAUCACCCCGCAGGGCACGCCCCCUCCCCGCCCCACCAAGGGCCGAGGCCUCUUCCCAUCCUCUUCAUCUGUCAGUGGGACUGGCACCAGCAGCGGCAGCGGCGGCAACAGACCUCAGGUGGAAAAGUCCCAUGGGGAUAAAUCUCCCUUAUGGAAGGGAUUAGAGAGUGUAGCAGCAGGCUUGUCUGCCAUUCACUCUGACAAACAAGCAGCCAAGGGCUCAGGUGGAAACUCAGAUGGACGUUCAGGUGGUUUCUCAGGUGGUUUUUCAGGUGGGUUUGCAGGUGGGCGUUCAGGUUGGCAUUCCCACCAGGGGAGCGAGGAUUUUCAUCUGAAAGGAAACGAGUUUGAGGGGAUCGACACGAGCCUCCUCAUCGUGCCCCGGAUCGCCCCAACCUCAGCCUCGGCAGCAGCCUCGGCUGGAGCCUCGACAGGCUCGCCGUCGCCGAACCUUACCCCGCCCACAGGUCUGGGGGCAGGCACAGGAGGGACUGGAGGAAUGAAGGUUGCAAGGGCUGUCUCACACGAGCAGCCAGUAGGGGGGGUGAGGAGAGGAGGAAGAGAGGUUUCGAAGGGCGGAUUGGUGCAACACCCUGUAAGAGGAUUGAAGGGAGAGGAGUCUCCAGCAGCCCCCCAGCAGCCGGUGGUGGUGGGAAAGAAGCUGUGGGUGACUGGCAGGUCUAGCUUUGGGAGUGAGAGGGAGAUAGCGGGCGGGAGUGAACCUUUAGCAGCAGGCAUGGGGCCGGUAGUAGCAGCAGAUGCUGUACCAGCAGCAGCAGCAGCAGCAGCAGCAAGUCCUGCCAACAGCACCAGCAGCAGCAGCAACGCUGGGAUGGGUACUACUAGCGACCAUCACACCAUCCCCAUCCCUCUCCCUUCCUCCUCUUUCUCUGUCUCCUCCUCCUUCCAGUCCUCCUCCCAAGCCGGAUUCCAAGCCAGCCGGCUGGACUCGGCAGACUGCCACCGCUUCCCCCCGGACCAGAUUCACCGAGCCACGGGGGGGUUCUCGCCCUCGCAGCUGAUUGGCCGGGGCAGGCUUGGGCCGAGCUACCGUGGGGAGAUCUUUGGAUGCCAAGUGGCGAUAAAACUGCUGGAGCUCGUUGGGGAGACAUCAGGGAAGAGUGAGAAGAGUGAGGAGCUCGGGGGAGAUGGUGGGGAGACUGGGAGGGUUAAUGGGGAGAGGAGGGAAGCAGGGGAUGGGGAGGUGGGGGAGCAGGAAAGCGCCGCUGUCGGCUCGUCCGGUGCGUUUGGCUCGUUUGGUCCUGCCACAUCAGAGGAUCAUCAAGUGGCACGAGAGAGAGUGCACGAAGCAGUGGAGGUGCUCAGUCGACUCAGGCACCCGCACCUGCUGCUGAUGAUGGGCCACUGCCCCGAAUACCCCUGUCUAGUCUAUGAGUAUGCCCCCGGCGGGGGCCUCGCGUCCCGGCUCUCUCGUAUCCACUCGCUCAUGGCUGCUGCUACUGGGGUUUCAACCGCUGCAGCCGCAGCAGGGGAGGCUACCAGCAGCAGCAGCAACAGCAGCAGCAUCACAGGUGGUGCUGCUGCUUCGGGCAGCGAAAGUAGUGAAGCCAUGGCGUCAGGUGCAAGGUUUGGGGAGGAGGAGGAGGAGGAGUUGGAGGCAGUGUGGCUGUCUUGGGUGGAUAGGCUGCGACUGGCGUCAGAGCUGGCAGGGGCGCUACUGUUCAUGCACCAGCAUGCGCCGCCCGUGCUGCAUGGCGGGUUGACUCUACAGAGCGUGCUUCUAGACCGAAACUCCGCGUGUAAACUCAGUGGCGCAGGCCUCUCCUUCUCGUCAGCUCACCCUCCUGGUAGUGCACUGGAGGGGAACAGCGGCGGUGCCUCAGCUUCUGCUUCUGCUUCUGCUUCUGCUUCUGCUUCUGCUUCUGCUUCUGCAUCUGCGUCUGCCUCUGACCCCAGGAGCAGCACAAAAGCAGGGGACACAUGCCACGACACCAGCAGCACGGGCUUACUGGGAGACGAUGUGCAUGCCUAUGGCAUUGUGGUGUUACAGCUGGUUACCGGCAUAACCAGCCCCUCUCUGAUUCACUCCCUCAUGCACUCCCAUCCGGUAGCAGAAGGUACAAGAUCAGCUGGUGGUGGGGUUGGGUCGGAGGGACACAGGAUAGAACUAGCCGAGCAAUCAGCAGGAGGGGCAGCCAGGGGAGGAGUUUCUGGGGGAGGUGUUACCUGCGGGUUCAACCUGGCUGAAGCAGUGGAUGUGUUUUUGUCCCGAUUGGACGUGACGGCGGGGGAAUGGCCGGUGGAGAUGGCAUCUGUGGUGGUGCUGCUGGCGCUGCGCUGUGCUUCGGGGCAGGUGGAGCUUCGGCCGGACCUGGCAGCUGAGGUUCAGCCUGCCCUUUCGGCUCUGGCUCGGGAAGCGGAGGAGAGUUUUGGGCGGGCGGCCCGGCAAAUGCUGCGGGCUGCCCUUAGAAAGCGAGAUUUUUCUGCCUUUCAGAAGAAAGUGGAGAAGAUUGAGGAUAGAGCAUCUCCCAUUGUUCUUGACACUUCAAAGCAUCAUGGUGUUCGGAAGCUGAUUGAGUCCAUGGUUCCCCACAAGUCUCCUUCAUUGCGUGGGAAAGGUUGGAUGAGAACGAAGUCUAUCAAGGGCUAGACAGCCCCGAUCUGUGGCAACCUUACCUAGUCUUCUAUUGCUUUUUAGUUCAAAAGCACCCAGAAUACCUGUACAUUGGAAGUGGUGGUGUUGAUCAAAACUCCAUGGUGUUAGAGAGAAUCAAUUGCAGCUCACGUUGGGUUCAGGAGUGGAAAGGUUAUACCG
Closterium sp. NIES-67 is the source of this 5704-nucleotide messenger RNA. The record is from the annotation of a GenBank genome assembly. NCBI's taxonomy places the organism in Eukaryota, Viridiplantae, Streptophyta, Zygnematophyceae, Desmidiales, Closteriaceae.